This is a messenger RNA of Cheilinus undulatus (humphead wrasse), 2684 nucleotides long. Its product is annotated as LUC7 domain-containing protein. The record is from RefSeq and is a predicted model, not a curated record. The transcript has 10 exons. Lineage: Eukaryota; Metazoa; Chordata; Actinopteri; Labriformes; Labridae. Gene Ontology annotation, molecular function: mRNA binding. Gene Ontology annotation, cellular component: U2-type prespliceosome; U1 snRNP. Bases 540 to 1814 code for a protein of 424 amino acids. Gene Ontology annotation, biological process: mRNA splice site recognition.
UAACUGCAGCACUUCCUCGAGUCUUCGGGAGCGCGCUCUGCAGUCAUGCGCACGGAGGGGAAGUGUAAAGACGGAAGAAAGGACAUUGAAUAAACUUACCAACUUCUAGCUGACUGGCUAGAAAUACAGUUGAAUGCGACGUUACAGGAGAGGUGGUUACUUAUUUCGUUACAGGUUUAAUUAGCUUUAACGCCCCGUCCGCAUUCAGUCACCGCCCUCUCAACUCGCUGUACGACACGAGCAGGAGACUACAGCAGUUUUCAAACAGACGUGCACUUGCCUGAAGUCUUCCACCAUUAAAAAGUCACAUUUAGCCUUCACGUGAAAGUGCUUUGCAAGAAAGUUAACCGAAUUAACGUUAAACUGAACCAGCUCGUUGGUUUCGGGAGACUCGGGCUUUCUUUCCUGGUGGGAAAAGUUCUCGGUGUUGGUGGUGGACUAGCCGGGGCAGGCCUGCCGCUGAAGAGGCUGCAUGUGUGAAGACUGUAGCUGGCGAGGAGCGACUCUCACGGCGACAGCCUUCCUGAGCACCAAGAAACAUGUCGGCCCAGGCACAGAUGAGAGCCAUGCUGGACCAGCUCAUGGGGACGGGGAGAGACGGUGAUACCAUGAGGCAAAGAAUCAAGUUUACAGAUGAGCGAGUCUGCAAAAGUCAUCUUCUGGACUCCUGUCCUCAUGACAUUCUGUCUGGCACUAGAAUGGACCUGGGAGAGUGUAUGAAAGUUCAUGACUUGGCCCUGAGGGCUGACUACGAGAUAGCCUCUAAAGAGCAGGAGUACUUCUUCGAACUUGAUGCUGCUGAACACCUUCAGUCUUUCAUCGCUGACUGUGACCGCAGGACUGAGCUGGCCAAGAAGAGACUCGCAGAGACGCAGGAUGAGAUCAGCGCUGAGGUGGCUGCAAAGGCUGAACGUGUGCAUGAGCUGAAUGAAGAGAUCGGGAAGCUUCUGGCCAGGGCAGAGCAGCUCGGGGGAGAGGGCAAUGUGGAUGAAGCCCAGCAAGUGCUGGAAAUGGUGGAGAAGACCCGCGCCUUAAAGAAGGAAGCAGAGGAUGUGUACAGGAACUCGAUGCCAGCCUCCAGCUUUCAACAACAAAAACUACGGGUAUGCGAGGUGUGCUCUGCUUACUUGGGUCUCCAUGACAAUGAUCGUCGUCUGGCUGACCACUUUGGGGGCAAACUGCAUCUCGGGUUCAUUGAAAUCCGUGAAAAGCUUGAAAAAUUAAGGAAAGCAGUUGUAGAAAAACAAGAGAGAAUGCGAAUGAGAAGACGAGAGGAACGUGAAAAAGAAGACGAAAGAGAACGACAGUGGGAAAUGGAGCGGGAGCGAGAGCGGGAAAGAGAGCGAGAAUGGGAGCGAGAACGAGAAAGGGAGAGAGACCGAAGGAGGUCAAGAUCUAGAAGUGGAGACCGAUACAGGGAUGGUGGUAGUUCUUCCCAUCGUUCUAGACGACACCGCUCCUCUCGCUCAAGAGAAGAAGGCGGAGAACGUGAUCGUGAGAGAGAGCGGGAGAGGAAACAUCGACACAAAGAUAGGCAUCGCUCACGUUCCCACUCUCACAGGCAUAAAAGGAAGAGAUCCUCAAGAGAGAGAACAUCUCACACCCGAGAGAGAGAGCGCUCUCAGUCCCAGGAGAAAGGAGGAGAUGGUGCAGCAGAGGGCUGGCGUAACGACAGGGCGGACUGCAGAGACUGGGAGGACAAGGAACGCUCCCCUUCUCCAGACACAGCUAGGGGGAGGGAACGAGAGAGAUCCCUCUCUUAUGAGCGGGACCGACGCUCCAGCUCAGAAGAGCGAGAGUCUGGGGAGAUAUGAACUGGACACCUCCAAAGUCUUUAUUUUGGAUUAACUGUUUAGUAAGAAGGAGCAUGGAAAAAAGAGUGUCAGUGAGCGUGAGUGGCCUUGUAUGUGUGGUCAUACGUAAUCAGGACCUGUACAUCAGCGGGGGCGGACUUUGGUGAAUAAACUUGGGAAUGAGGGAACACCUUAAGUGGUGGUGGUCAAGAAAACAUGCAAACAAACUUUUAUAAAACUCUGCAGAGUUGUGUUGGUGUGACAUGGAAGUGUUAAAUUUUUUUGUCAUCUUGUCGAUCUUACAGUACGCUCAGUUUCUUUGACACUGAUGAGUUAGAAAAGUCAAAGCAGCCCUUCGAUUUUUUUCACAUCAAGUGCUAUUUUUUUAACCAUUAGUCAGUUCUUUAAUGUUUUGUCUUUUUUCUGUUCCUCUUAAGAAUUUUACCAUUUCUUGUGUUUCUGGAUUCAUUUUCUCUUGUUGGGUUCAUUUAUGUGGGAUAGCCCUGGUGGUCAUAUUUGAAAUGAGCAGUUGAUGUCUGAAGGCACUUCAGAAGUUUGUGAUUUAUCUGCUGCCUUCAAGCUGUAACAAUCUCAUUUGGGAAAUUUGAUACACAUCCAUGAGCUUGCCCCUUAUUUCAGAUGCACUGAAAAUCUGGUACUUUGAAAAUAAACUUAUUGGUCCCUCUGAAAGAAGACAUUCGUUUCCUGAGAUGUAUACAUAUAGGUAAAGUGGAUCCUUACAUCUACUCACUGAAGGCCUAGGAUCUCGUGUCCUGUUUGCUGUGAUGCGUUGUGGUUGUACUGGGGGAAUCUUUGUUGCUGUGCUGUCAUUAAGUAAAUAAAAAAUCAACUUCCUGUCAAACACAUGUGAUUAAACUGAUUUCUCUUUAA